Messenger RNA from Dendrobium catenatum, 3080 nucleotides. Its product is annotated as U11/U12 small nuclear ribonucleoprotein 48 kDa protein. The record is from RefSeq and is a predicted model, not a curated record. The coding region runs from base 42 to 2393 and encodes 783 amino acids. The transcript is spliced from 5 exons. NCBI's taxonomy places the organism in Eukaryota, Viridiplantae, Streptophyta, Magnoliopsida, Asparagales, Orchidaceae.
GUCGGUGUUGUUCUUCGCCCUCCCGGCGCCUCUCUCGUCGAAUGGAACCCCCUUGCUCCUCCACCGAACCUUCUCCCACCCAGUCUCUACACAAUCAUAUGAUCGCUCACCCAGACCCUAACGGCACUUCCACUGAUCUCCCUGCAACCAUCUCCCUGGUCCAAAACCUCACAGUACUCGCCGAAUCCUCUCUUAAAUCCAUUUACGAAUUUCUUUCUUCCACUCCCACCUCUUCCUCCUUUGCCUCUGCCUGCCUUGGUCGCUGCCCUUUCGACUCUCGCCACCUAAUGCCGCCUGAAUCCCUCUUUCGCCAUUCCCUCAGUUGCUCCUCGGCCCCUGGAUCGCCUCUUUUAGACCUAGGGUUCCUUGAUAACCUCCAAUACCCAAAAUCACUCAAGUCGGAGGACCAGCUCCUGAAGGAGAAUCUCUUUAUUCGGCCUCUUCCUGAAGCUGAAGCCGAUAUCUGCUUCUCUCUUGAAAGUGAGCUUGGAGAACUCUAUUCUAAUUUCUUCUAUAAGGACUGCCCUGGCGUCGUUACCACUCCUGAGCCGGACGCAACCAGCCGAACAUUUACGCUUCCUGCUAUUUUGGCUACCGAGUGCGCCAACUUUAUUAAUGACCGUUGCGAAGGAGGUGCAUAUUUGGUGCAGAAGGUCGGGAUUCUUCCAUCUGAUUUUUGGGCUUUGAGAUCUGAAGUUGAAGCGUGGAGCAAUUUUCCUGCAACAUAUUCGUUCACGGCUCUUCGUGUUGCAGUGGAUUUGCACAUGGCUGACGAGCUUAGUUUGAAAAGAUGGGCAAUUUUAAACUCGCCUAAAUUUGGGAUUUUGAUUGAUACGGCAAUGAGGGAUCACGUUGUCCUGCUUCUGAAGCUCUGCCUGAAAGCAGUAAGAACAGAAGCAGUUUGCUCUCUCAAGUCGGUUUUGGAGAAAAAAGGGUUUCUGGAUCCAAGGGUUGUUAGAUGUGAUUGCCCUCGACUGGUUGGCAGCUUAACAUGGCUGGCAUCUCAGAUUUCUGUUUUAUAUGGUGAAGUGAAUGGCAAAUUCUUUGUGAUGGGAAUGCUCAAGGAAUCCUUCCUAUGUACUGGAAGAUGUUUGAUGUUGUUUAGGAGGGAGGAGAAGAGUGUCAUUAGUGAUAAGAAUGUGAUGGCCGGUGGUUAUGAGUGUAGUGGUAUGGAUUGCAAAUUGGAACUGUCUAAACCUGCGGAAAACUUGGAGGUUAGACUCCACGAACCUUUUGAUAAUUCAAGCUGCGAAAAAGUAUUUGUUUCUCAAGUUGCGUCCGCAAUUGCUGCAUUUCAUGAGCGGUUCUUGUUGGAGCAAAGAGUCAAAGCACUGAGGUUUACCCAACCAGUGGCUAGAUUCAAACGGUUAAAUGAAUAUCUAUCUACAUCAAUGAGGGCAUCUCAGGAACGAGCAAAGCGUCCCAACUAUAGACCAUUAUUGGAGCAUGAUGGACUUCUUUGGCAGCGCACUAACAAUCAGGAUUUUGGCAAGUCCAAAACUAGGGAAGAAUUAUUGGCUGAGGAAAGAGAUUAUAAACGGAGAAGAAUGUCAUAUCGUGGAAAGAAGGUCAAGCGAAAUCCAAUUCAGGUUUUACAUGACAUUAUUGAAGAACACAUGGAGGAAAUCAAACUGGCAGGAGGUAUAGGUUGUAAUGUGAAAAUGGCUUCAGAAAGUGCUGUCGUCCCUAAAUUUGACUCUGAAAGAAAUAAGGGCCUUGAGUUGCAAUUCAGUUCAAAUGAUGCAUAUGAGACCAGAAUGAAGAAGCCUCUGCAUCGUGCAGGUAGUUUGGCAGAAAAAACUCAUGAAUAUGAUUCUUCUAUUGAUGGGUCAAGCAACAGCUGUCUAAGUAAAACUCAUCAUGAAACACGAUAUGAGCUCUACGAGGAUCAGAAUAAAUUUGAGAAAACCAAGCAAGAAACACUAAAAUAUAGGUCCGGAAGCCUAUCAUGUCGCAGUGGUUAUUCUCACUCAAGUGAGAGAAAUUCACAUAAGAUGGAUCGAAUAAAUUGGAGGCCAGCUCGAGAUAAGAAUGGCGGCAGAGGUUCCGAUUAUCCUUCUAGUUAUAAAGAUUACGAUAGUAGAUCAAAUUUGACUUCUAACUCUCAGGAGGCUACAAGAUAUGAGUACAAUUCUACGCUAGAAUCUAGAAAAAGAUAUGGCAGCAGAGAUUCUGAGAAGCAGUGGACAGAUUCCAGCAGACAUGAUAUGUUUGAAGACAGAUAUGAACCUUCUCGCUCAUAUGACAGUUCUGAUACUCUUUAUGAAGGGCCUUCUGGAGGAAGCCACUAUCUCAGACAUCAAAAGUUCCACAGCCUAAAAAAUGAUAAUGAGCAUCGUAAUGCACAGCAGAAGUCUAGCCCACACGUUUCAGGUCAUAAACAGUAUCAGUAAAAGUAAUAAAGCUGCAAAUCUCAUUGCCAUUGAAGUACCAUCUAAACCAGCUUCAGGAUAUUUUCUACAGCUGUAUCCUUAUAUGUAUCCUCCACUUUUAUUCUUCCUUCGGUUUAAGCACUUCUAUUAUGAAUUUUCCUUGUUUUUCACUAUAAAUGUGGAUGUUGAAUGUUUCUUUUGUUAUAUUUUAAUACUUUACAUGCUUUUCAACUGUUACAAAUUAAAUUUUGCUCUUGAACAAUGAUAUGCUGUAUGUUUGGAUUCCAAGUAUCAGCACUUAAUAAUUACUUUGAAUUAUUUUUAUGCCUGCAUGACCUUCUAUGGCAGAUUGAUUUUCUGCAGUUCUUGUGUUAGCAGAGUAUCCUAGGAAUAUUCAUAGUUCAUUUUAUGAACAUGUUAUAUUAAAAUAGAUGUUCUCCUUUAAAAGAAAAAAAGAAAAAAAGAAAAAAAAAAUUCAGUUUGUUAGACGCAAUUGCUUAAAAGCCUAGUUGUAACAUCCAACUAUACCCCUUAUCAGUAGUAUAAAGUGCCACAAAAUUAAAUAUAAUAUUUUCAGUCUUAACAAAUGAUACUUUUUAUUAUCUGAAUAUUUGUAUAAAACAUCCAUUAAUAUUUACAUUUAUUAUAAACGGAAGCAUCUAAUCAUUUCAAUUACAUCAAACAAAUAUGAUGAGGACAUCAGAGAUU